AUUUUGCAAAUACCUACUAAUCAAACAACUAUUUUACUGAUAAUUAUUGGAUUAUUAUAAUCACAAUAAAGCACCAAGAUGGGUCAUAAUAUGAACGAACAAAUCACCAGCGUACAGGCCUUGAUGCAUUUAUUAAAGGCCUACGUGGGCACCGGUAUACUGGCUAUGCCAAAAGCUUUUAGUUAUUCCGGUUAUGUAUUGGGAGCUAUCGGUACACCAAUUAUCGGUGUUUUGUGCAACAGUUGUAUUCAUAUGUUAUGUGAUGUCAACCAACACCUGUCCUCACAAUUAAAAUGCGAGCCAAUGGACUACGAGGAGUUGACCAAGACAUGUAUAGAAUGUGGACCCCGUUGGGUACAUAAAUUUGCUAGUUUCGCAAAAUAUCUAAUCAUUGUCCUGCUCAUAUUUACUCAACUGGGCUUUUGUUGUAGUUAUUGCCUAUUUAUGUCCGAGAAUAUGCGCCAGUUUUUAGUCAAUAUGGACCCAACCCUACCCAACGUGUCGAUCAUACGAGUGCUGACCAUAGCCUCCGGGUGCGCAAACGUUGUCCAAUUAGCAUGUUUUGGUAUUAUUAUAUACAAUUUGGUCAAGAAUGUGACCCCGGCUAAAAAUGUGGAGCUU
Molecule: messenger RNA, 621 nt
Organism: Oppiella nova
Lineage: Eukaryota; Metazoa; Arthropoda; Arachnida; Sarcoptiformes; Oppiidae
Source: the annotation of a GenBank genome assembly